ACCCCAACCACUCCACCUCAACCAAUACUCACACAAUCCAGAUGCGCCCACUGGUUUCACUCUCUUUGACCUGUCAUUGUCGUCCCAUAUAUCUCACCAAUAUAUAUCUCUUUCCCUACCCUCCUCUGUUUUUCACUCUGCUUUCUCAAUCUUUCUUUCUUACCAAACAAUCACAUACUUCCAGACAUUGAUCACGGGCCAAAUCCAGAGCAGCAGCAAUGGAUCCGAUUCAAGCAAACCAACGGAAUUCAUUUUCCGACCAGUCAGAAAGCGCGGGAAGUUCACGAGCUGGCUACAGCGGCCCUCUAAGCGGCCCAUUAGUUUCCAACAAGAGAAAUAGCAGCAAGAGAAGUGCGAGAUUCAAAGACGAAGAAUGCUUGGUGGAGAUCACUCUAGACGUACGCGACGACACCGUUUCGGUGCAGAACAUCAGGGGAGGGGACUCGGAGACUGCGUAUUUGGCAAGCCAGCUGGAGAAAAGGCCAUCUUCGCUUGGUUCCCAGCUGUCGUUUAAGCUCCGGCAAGUGUCGCAGGAGCUGAAGCGCAUGACAUCUUCAAAAAGGUUUAACAAAGUUGACAGGUCCAAAUCUGGGGCUGCUCGCGCCAUUCAAGGCUUGAAGUUUAUGUCCGAGAAUGUCGGAAGUGAAGGUUGGUCGGAGGUUGAAGCUCGCUUUGAUGAAAUCGCCGUCAAUGGGAUGCUCCCCAAAUCUCGAUUUAGCCAAUGUAUAGGGAUGAACGAGUCCAGUGAGUUCGCCGGAGAACUAUUUGAUGCUUUGGCUCGUCGGAGAGGAAUAACAUCAUCUUCCAUAACCAAGGCCGAGUUGGGCGAAUUUUGGGAACAAAUUACUGAUCAAAGCUUUGACGCGAGGCUACAAACGUUCUUUGACAUGGUGGAUAAAAACGCGGAUGGUAGAAUUACUGAAGAAGAGGUGGAAGAGAUUAUUACCUCAAGUGCUUGUGCAAAUAAGUUGUCAAAAAUCCAAGAACGCGCCCAUGAGUAUGCUGCAAUGAUCAUGGAAGAGCUGGAUCCAAACAACCUCGGAUACAUUGAGCUAUACAACUUGGAAAUGCUACUCCUGCAAGCACCUAUAAGCCACACAACGAACUCAGCAAGCGACAGCCGUGCUCUGAGCAAGUUGCUGAGCCAAAAGCUAGUCCCAACAAAGGAGCGCAACCCCGUAAAGCGGUGGUGCCGGGGGCUGGCCUACUUCGUGGAAGACAAUUGGAAGCGGAUUUGGGUGAUGGCUCUGUGGCUUUCAAUCUGCGCUGGCCUUUUCACAUGGAAAUUCAUUCAGUAUAGGCACAGGGCUGUGUUUGACGUGAUGGGCUAUUGUGUCACUACUGCCAAGGGCGCAGCCGAGACCCUUAAGUUCAACAUGGCCCUAAUUCUUCUCCCAGUCUGCAGAAACACCAUUACUUGGCUUAGAAGCAAGACCAAGUUAGGCGUGGCCGUACCCUUUGAUGAUAAUAUCAACUUCCAUAAGGUAAUUGCUGUAGGAAUUGCAAUUGGGAUCGGGCUACACGCCGGUGCACAUUUGACAUGCGACUUCCCCAGGCUUUACAUUGCACGGAGUAAAUAUGAGUCAAUGAAGCAAUAUUUUGGCAAUACCCGACCCGACAACUACUGGUGGUUCGUGAAAGGAACCGAAGGUUGGACCGGUGUGGUCAUGGUGGUGCUCAUGGCUAUAUCAUACACAUUAGCCCAACCUUGGUUCCGUCGGAACCGGCUAAACCUCCCAAAAACUCUCAAGAAGCUCACUGGGUUCAACGCCUUCUGGUACUCCCACCACUUAUUCGUCAUCGUCUACGUCCUCUUUAUAGUCCAUGGAUACUACCUCUACCUCUCCAAGAAAUGGUACAAGAAAACGACAUGGAUGUAUCUGGCGGUGCCUGUUUUACUAUAUGCAUCUGAACGGUUACUUCGAGCAUUUAGGUCUGGCUAUAAAAUUGUGCGGAUAUUAAAGGUUGCAGUGUACCCUGGAAAUGUGUUGUCCCUGCAUAUGUCUAAACCUCAAGGUUUUAAAUACACUAGUGGGCAGUAUAUUUUUGUGAACUGCUCAGCUGUCUCUCCCCUUCAAUGGCAUCCCUUUUCGAUUACUUCGGCUCCAGGGGACGAUUAUCUGAGCGUCCAUAUACGCACCAUGGGCGACUGGACAUCACGGCUAAAAGCUAUUUUCUCCAAGGUAUGUCAGCCUCCUUCUAGCGACCAUAGUGGCCUUCUAAGAGCCGACAUGGGACAAGGCAAUAACAAACCAAGGAUCCCGAGACUCUUAAUCGACGGCCCGUAUGGAGCGCCGGCACAAGACUACAAAAAGUACGACGUGCUCCUCCUCGUUGGCCUCGGCAUCGGCGCGACCCCUUUGAUCAGUAUUGUUAAAGAUGUGCUUAAUAAUAUGAAGCAACAAAAGGAAGUGGAAGAAGGGAUGGUGGAGAGUGGUGCAAGAAAUGAUCAUAAGAGAAAACAUUUUGCUACAAAACGAGCAUACUUUUAUUGGGUGACGAGGGAGCAAGGCUCAUUUGAAUGGUUUAGUGGUGUGAUGAAUGAGGUAGCAGAAAAAGAUGGAGACAAGGUGAUUGAGCUUCACAACUAUUGCACCAGUGUUUAUGAAGAAGGAGAUGCACGGUCGGCUUUAAUCACCAUGCUUCAAACGCUACAACAUGCCAAAAAUGGUGUCGAUAUUGUCUCCGGCACCCGGGUUAGAACACAUUUUGCUAGACCUAAUUGGCGUAACGUUUACAAGCACGUUGCCCUUAAGCACCCUGACGAACGAGUUGGGGUGUUUUACUGUGGAGCACAUGGAUUGGUUGGAGAGCUAAGAAGUUUAGCUCAUGACUUCUCCAGGAAAACCACCACCAAGUUUGAUUUCCACAAGGAAAACUUCUGAUUUUUUUGUUCUUUUUUACCAAAGUGUAUUAUAUAUAGAUUAUGUACCCUUAUUUUAAAUACGUGUAUAAUUUUACGUUGUAAUUUACAUAUAAUUAAUUAAUUCACUUCCAAAGAAUUGCUUAUUUGCUAGGGCAAAAUGUUGUAGCCUUGCAAAUAGCUGGAGUUGUUAAAAGGCUUUUAUUUUAUAUAUGAAUAAAUCAAUGCUCAACUGAGAGUA
Corylus avellana is the source of this 3104-nucleotide messenger RNA. RefSeq names its product respiratory burst oxidase-like protein (gene RBOHB). Gene Ontology annotation, cellular component: plasma membrane. Gene Ontology annotation, molecular function: NAD(P)H oxidase H2O2-forming activity; peroxidase activity; calcium ion binding. NCBI's taxonomy places the organism in Eukaryota, Viridiplantae, Streptophyta, Magnoliopsida, Fagales, Betulaceae. The record is from RefSeq and is a predicted model, not a curated record.